This is a messenger RNA of Mugil cephalus (flathead mullet), 4444 nucleotides long. RefSeq names its product thyrotropin-releasing hormone receptor b (gene trhrb). The coding region runs from base 791 to 1999 and encodes 402 amino acids. The record is from RefSeq and is a predicted model, not a curated record. Gene Ontology annotation, biological process: phospholipase C-activating G protein-coupled receptor signaling pathway. The transcript has 2 exons. Gene Ontology annotation, molecular function: thyrotropin-releasing hormone receptor activity. Lineage: Eukaryota; Metazoa; Chordata; Actinopteri; Mugiliformes; Mugilidae. Gene Ontology annotation, cellular component: membrane.
UUAUCUGACUUUCAUUGUGUCUGGUCACAUCAUGGAAAGAACUGACGGUGUCUCAGAUCCAUUAAGUGUCCCACAACCAAGACACUGCGCCAUGUCAAAAUGUGUUUAGUGAAAAGGGUCUGCUCCAAAUGGAAACGGCACAAUACCUAGCUCCGCCUAAAAGCAUGCAGCUAUCGAUUAGUUCCAUCUCACAGCUCAUUCCAUUAUGUGCUCUUCUUCACUGAAGUGGCAGCCUGUUGAGCUGAGCUCGAACAGUGACGAACUCAGAAGCACCUGAGAGCGCGCCUCCGUGUCCACCUCAUCCUUACGGGCAGCAGAGAGAAUACUUGUGAUGUUAUAGUCUUGGCGCUCGACCAGCUGAUUCUGUUGAUGGGGGUGGGAGGUCUGCUUUCGAAAAUGUAAUGAUGGGCUAAUCCUUUCGCAUGCGUACGAGUGCUGUUGCCAAACGGAAGGCUCAAAACCAAACCGCCAUCUGUCCGGGAGACACAGUUUGUUCUGACGAGAACAAGGCAGCGCCUCGCCUUUUACGCACAGCGCGAACGCGGCAUCACACCAGAGUCCGAGCUGCUCCUCGCCUCUUCGUGAAGGUUUAACGCGCAGCACUCAAUUGCUUUGCUUUUAUUGUGCUAUUUAAGAUCUGCAAAUACGUUUUUUUCUUCUCUUUAAUCUGUUAAGUUUCUAGACUUCUCGCUUCUGUCGCGCGUAAAAUCCGGCUCGGUGCGCUUGGAAGAAAAAACGACGAAGAAAAUCAGCUUUCAUUCCUCGGAUAUUUUUGAGCUGAUUAAAGAAGAUGGAAAACUUCACAUCGGCCCCGAAGCUGAACCAAACGUUGGGCCCCUGGCUGGACAACAGCAUCCAGUACAAAGUCAUAAGUAGUUUGCUGCUAUUUGUGAUCUGCGCGGUGGGGAUCGUUGGCAACGUGAUGGUGAUCCUGGUGGUGCUCACCACCAAACACAUGAGGACUCCCACCAACUGCUACCUGGUGAGUUUGGCCGUGGCUGAUCUCAUGGUGCUGACAGCUGCUGGCUUGCCGACCAUCAUGGACAGUAUUUUUGCGUCUUGGGUGUUCGGCCACUACGGGUGCCUGUGCAUCACCUACUUCCAGUACCUCGGGAUCAACGCCUCCUCCUGCUCCAUAACAGCGUUCACCAUAGAGAGAUACAUCGCCAUCUGCCACCCGAUUAAAGCCCAGUUUCUGUGCACUUUGUCCAGAGCAAAGAAGAUCAUUUUAUUCGUUUGGGCUUUUACUUCCGUUUACUGCCUGAUGUGGUUCUACCUGUCAGACAUCCAGGAGCUGGUCUACGACAACAUCACCAUCAUCUCCUGCGGCUACAGAGUGUCCCGGAAGUUUUAUUUACCCAUUUACUUCUUCGACUUCGGCGUCUUCUUCGUGCUGCCGCUGCUGCUCUCCGCCGUCCUGUACGGACUCAUCGCCCGGAUCCUGUUCCUCAACCCGCUGCCCUCCGACCCCAAAGACAAGAAGAAGAACGGACACAACAACCACGCGGUCAACAAGAGCACCAGCUGCAAGAACUCCCGUCACUCCAGCUCCACGGCGACCUCCCGCAGACAGGUGACCAAGAUGCUGGCGGUGGUGGUGAUCCUCUUCGCCGUGCUCUGGAUGCCGUACCGCACCCUGGUGGUGGUCAACUCCUUCCUGGACCAGGCCUACCUGGACCACUGGUUCCUGCUCUUCUGCCGGGUCUGCAUCUACCUCAACAGCGCCAUCAACCCGGUCAUCUACAACGCCAUGUCGCAGAAGUUUCGCGCCGCCUUCCGCAAGAUCUGCCGCUGCGGCAGGAAGGGCUCGGACAAGCCGGCCACCUACAGCGUGGCCCUCACCUACAGCGCCGUGAAGGACACGUCCGUGGUGGAGAGCACCGACCACUUCACCACGGAGCUGGAGGAGCUCACCGUCACCGACGACCUGCUGUCGGAUCAGAAGAUGAUGUUCCCGGACCCCUGCGUGUACAGGAAAGUGAACUACAGCGACGCCUGAGGGUGGCUUGGAGGGCCGGCGAGAGGCGGACCCGUGGGUCAAUCGAGGGAUUAAAGACUCUGAAAAUGUCGCUUAAUGGAGUGUGUUAAGUGGGGAUGUUUGUUUCCUGAGUGCCUGGUGACCUUUUCAAAGACAGACUGCUGCAGCCAGAGAUGUAAACACGGAUCGCGGGCCGCUGAUGCGUAAUGACGGUCUUUGAGGCGCAAAGGCAAACACGCUCUUCUCCAGAGAGCGACCCCGGACCCUGAGAAACAUCCACAGAGCAACGCUCUCAAGUCUCGCAGCUCUUAUCUCGGAUCGGCCCACGUCAUGAGUCAACAAAACAUGAACCACUUUGAGCAGACACGUUUUUGGACGUUUCGAAGCUGCAGAGGGCACGUCUGCAUCUCCAAAUGACACCGAGAGGCAAGAAACUGCCCUCAGCACCUUCACUUUUACCCACUCAGCUUGUCAGAGGUGUUUGAUGGCAAAGAAAACCAAAGACUCAACAGCACCAAAAAGAAUCCUGAUCUCACCUCAUCUUCAAAUCUUUUGAUUCACUGCUUAAAAGAAUUAAUCAGCUUCAUCCAGACUCUGGGGGUCAGGCUGAGAACAAAAAGCGAAUUUUCACACUCUUGAAAUUGAAAAAAUAAAAUCUAAAAAUCCUCAGCAUCGACAGCUUUUAAUGACUGCAUGCGGCCCCGCUCCCCCGAUGUUUCCAGGCCAGGCGGUUCAUUAGAAAGAGCGAGUGAGUCACACCGAGGACCUUCGGUGACAGAACAGAAACUCUAUUUUUGCGGCGAAGGACGGACGCGCGGCCUCGAAAACGAGAACAACCAACCAAGACGUGGGCUGAGCCGAGAUGUUACGGAGGCCUGGGAUUACAUCUCCGCUGGGGAGGACAGGUCGGGGCGGGGGGGGGGCAGCAGACGUACGUGAAGCACUCGCAACGUGAUUUUCUAAAAGUGCCACAAAUGAAGUUCAUCACGUGUUCCAGUGAGACGUAAUUUAUAAGGGGUUUAAAAGCUGUCACCAGGGGCUUUAAAAUGUUUUUUUUUUGACCUAUUGUUUAUUGGUUAUCUCUUUAGGCUGGUGUGUACACAUCGAAAGAAUUUAUAUUUUAUCAGCCUAUUGUGAUUUUAUCUCAUCGACAUCACCCAGCACGAGAAUCUGUGGGCACUGUUAGGUCACAGAGACCUAAACAAAGCAAUGCACUAUUAUUUGGGACCCAGACAGGGGUGUCAUCAGGAAUUUCGGGGCCCCUUGAACCCUUGAAAGACCCCCCUCCCCCCUUUUUUUUUUUUAUAAAUAAAUCAUGGUUCUGUUGCCAUGGCUACCAGGGCCAUCACUGCUGCCUCGGUUAAAUGAUGGUUAAUUUCUACCACUCAUAAACUAGAGAGGGUGCACACCUUUGUUUCAGAAGAACUGGAUAUUAGCAACCUUUUUUGUCCGUCCCCUCUCUUUUUUUAAGAAAAAAAAAAAAAAACACGACUUUCCUUUCCUUUUUUUUUUGUUGGUCAAUAUUAUUUACCUUUUGAUUUGCUGAUAUUUAAUUUUUACUGCCAAAAUCGAGCGAAAACAAAGAGAUCUCUUAUUUUACUACUAUUAUAUAUAUAUUAUAUAUAUGAUUUUUUUUUUUACCUACCUAUCUUUGGGAUUGUCCUAACCUUUCCCCACCACUGGUUAAGGCCAUAGCUUUAGUUUCAACUUAUAAACCCUUUAUAAAUCACGCCUGAACAGACGCUCUCAAAACGUUCUCCCUACGAUUCUCUCUCAUUAUUGUUUGAGCAGCAGCAGCAGCAGCAGCAGCAGCUGUGGUCGUGAAGCUCGUCCGUGCAGCGCUGCACAGACUUGGUGUGACAUUUAUAUAUAAUUUAUAUAACAUGCUGAUGCGGCUCCGUCGGUGUUGGUGAUUUUCGAAUCCGAGGCUAAGUGAAUGUGGUGUUUUCUCGUGUUGUGUGAACAGCGGAUUUCAACGAACCAUGGCUUCGCUCGUGUCGCUCUUUAGCUGUGAAAGCCAUCUGCGAACGUAUUUCUGAGCAGACUAUGCCACGCGGGUGGGGGGGGGGCAUAAUUGGGCUGCAACUCAGCGGAGGAAGAGUUUUCUGAAACGGUUUCACUCGCGGCUGAAUGCGGGAGACAACAGCUAGAUUUUGCUUUAUCGUACCAAUCGCGUACAGGCCUUGGAGUAUCAGUGGAUUCAUGCGUUCCUGUGUUCGUGUCCCCCUGUGUAAUCUCAAGUGGUUGUUGUUUAUGGUUUGUUUGUCUGGUGGAAAAAAUAGAAGUCACACUUGCUUUGAUUAUUGCAAACAAAGACAUUAUUUUGUGGUGUACUAUUUGGAAGCUGCUGUUUUUGGUCUCGCUUCUUAGACUGGUGUGAUCCUGUGAGUGUUUGAUGGUUAUCUAUCUAGAAAUCGUUUGUAUAUUUUUUGUCUUUCUGUUGAAAAUAAAGUUAUUUCUUGAAUU